Prorocentrum cordatum is the source of this 325-nucleotide messenger RNA. NCBI's taxonomy places the organism in Eukaryota, Dinophyceae, Prorocentrales, Prorocentraceae. The record is from the annotation of a GenBank genome assembly.
GCCGCCCUGGACCGGCAGCAUCACCCUCGACGAGCGCCCCGCGUCGGACCCCUCCGACGACCGCACCUGCACCACCUCGACCUCGGGGCGGCCGUCCUCCGCCUCCACCUCGGAGGGGCCCAGCGGCUCCGAGGACCGCAGCGCGGAGAAGGCCAGGACUCAGCGGCGCCGCGUGCUGCGGAAGCGCAUGAAGCACAUGAAGGCCACUCUGAGGGCCAACGAGGCGAAGCUUGCGGACCCCAGCGACGUGCCCCCGGGAGCGCCCGCCGCUUCCAGCAGCUCGAGCAGCGCGCCGGGUGGCAUCUCCACGAAGAUUUCUCUGUGA